Rubroshorea leprosula is the source of this 1132-nucleotide messenger RNA. The record is from the annotation of a GenBank genome assembly. NCBI's taxonomy places the organism in Eukaryota, Viridiplantae, Streptophyta, Magnoliopsida, Malvales, Dipterocarpaceae.
CUUGUUUCUCUUGUUUCUCUUCGCUGUGUAUUGUAUGCACUUGUGAACUUUAUUCUCCAACAAGGAAAACACCAUGCUCUCCUCUACCAAUCGGUUGAUUACACAUGUCCCUCCCCGAAAGCCCCAUCUCUCCUCCUCAUGCCUUUGCAGCGGUCAUCGGACCACCACCAGACUCCAUCCCUCGCCACUGUUUUGCAGCCUCUAUACCAAGAGUACUCCCCCACAAAAAUCUCCGCAGCAUUGCCCUCAAUGACCACAAGACUUCCACCCUCACCAUGUUUCAAGGCCCUAACAGGCCGUAGAAAGUGGAUCCCCAAAGAGAAGACAGAAAAAAAGAGAAAACCACAAGAAAAUUGCCAAACCUCCCAUGAUGGGAGAACAUACAAUUCCCACAAGAGGAACCCUAGAAGCGACUUUCAUCGUUUUCCUUUAGUUAGCAGGAGACGGAGCUUUAAAAACACUUUAUUAUCUAAAAGAAGUAUAAGCUACAAGGUACUCGAUACAUUCCAAACAAAUGCAAGGAAAGGACAUCAUAGAGCACAGCAAAGCUGCGCCUAUCCCUCCUAUGUGGAGUGGGUUAGGCCUAUCCCUCCUAUGUGGAGUGGGUUAGGCCUAUCCCUCCUAUGUGGAGAAAUGACCAAUAUUUGUGGACUAAGCCCACACUUGUUAAGCCCACUUGAAGCCACGUUUUGCAGCUCUUUAAGACAAAGAAAGGAGUCUGAUUUGGACAGCAGAAAGUGGAGAACACGUGAGGGACCAGCCGGCAGAAAAAGGAAAAGAAAGCAGGGCAGAAUUCUGGAGAUUUGGUACAGUGCACAGUUUUGCAACUUUGUCCGAUCUGCAGAAUUUAACCGUUGGAUUGAGCUGAAAUUUGGUUUUGGGGUUCACAAGACACUGAUCUACAUUCUGAACGGUCAGUUUUUCGGUUAGAGCUCUGUAGGUUCAGUUUUCAUGCCCUGAACAGUGGCUCGUGUUUUGGUGCUCUGUUUUUCUUGUGGUCCCUUUUACUUUGUUGGUUUGUGCCCUAUUGUUCCUUUUAUUUUGUGCUGUUUUUAUGCCCUUUUUAGAAGAGGAUAUUGUAUACUUACUUUCAUCAUAGUGUAGCUAUUUUCAGUAAACUGGAUAUCCCGUG